AGUACUUUGAGUGCUAGGUACUUCGAGUGCCAUUGCUUAUUUACAAUCCAUCGUGGCAAUAUAGCACAAUUUACAUGAACAUGACCUUGAUCACAAACAAUUCAGGCUAGAUCUGAUCGAGUCCAACCAUCGGUCCAGAGACGACAAUAGCGACUGAACAGCAUGUGUCUAGUCAACGAGUAGUAGCAGCAUUUUCAGACGUGUAGCAGUAUACACAAGUCAGUCGCUGUUGAUUCAAUUCCUUCAACGGUAGAAGAAGUUACACGUCAGCUUCUACGAGCAUGAAGAAGAGGGCGUACCAUAGCAAGUCCCGUAGAGGAUGCAGCAAUUGUAAGACUAAACACAUCAAAUGCGAUGAGCAAGGUCCUCCCUGCGCGAACUGUAUCUCGCGGGAGAGAGAAGCUUCAUGCGCUUAUAAUUCUACUGUCGAUGCAAGUGCCAAAACUUCAAUCGGUCGCGUCAGAAAGUCUCCUCCAGGUCAAUCAACAGAGCACGAAUUCCAGAGAUUACAGGCCCGCCAUCUGCUCGAAUUAGAACUUAUGCAUAGAUGGACGUCGACGACGUAUCGAUGUGUUUUGCAAAUGGAAGGAGAUGCACACUACCACCGGAUAGAGAUCCCACGUGCCGCACUCUCAGAGCACUACCUGCUGAACAGUAUUUACUCACUUACUGCUUUAGAUAUUGCUGUUCGGGGUUGGGACGGCGAUCGAUGGGAGGAUAUUCCUUCUCUACACCAUUCAAGCGAUCCUGGUGACCGCAAACUCUAUAUACAGGCGGCGUUGGAAUACUACGAUAAAGCGAUAGUUUUGUUCCGGUCUGAGAUCGAUAAACUUAGCCCAAGGACAUAUCACUGUGCAUACAUCUUCGCAUGCCACGUCUUCAUUAUCAACAUGGCUCUUCCACAAGCUGUUCCGGCUGAACACGAGCCUGUAACGCAAGAAGACAUGGCCCAAAAGACACCAAACAUCUUCACUCGGCUUGCCACUACGUUCAGUCUUAUGCAAGGCGCUGGACGUAUCGUGCGAAUGGACCCGGAAUGGUGGAAAGACACGCCCGUAGAGCCCAUCAUUCUCGCAGGAUUUUCUGCUCUAAAGUCCGUUAGCCAGACUGGACUUAAACCUCCACGCAAGGCUAUCUGGCAAAGCGUCAAGGCAGUUGCAGAUGCAGAAGUGCCCGAUUGGAUGGACUCCACCGUGUAUCGCGGCUCCAUGGACCAGCUAGCCACGCUCCUGCUUAUUGAAGAUGGUGCCGUCGUGAUCCAUGGAUGGACUCUAGCCUUGCCGAUGUUUAUGGGACAAGGAUUCCUGGACGCAUUUCUUGCUCAGGACAGGCUAGCCCUCUUUGUAAUAUUGCACUGGGCUGUACAUCUGGUGGCGGAUGAGCAUUGGUUUUGGUGGUUGAAACAUGUUGGAAGAGAAACAGUUGGCGAACUCUGCCAGAUAUUGAGAACUAUGGACGAACCAGUGGGUGCAGGCAAGGCCUGGAGAGAUGGACUUGACUGGGCGGAAGAAUCAAUCCGGAAAGAUCCCAAAGAAAAAAAUGACUUGGACUUAUGAGAACGUGUCUAUCACAGAGUUGACUACAAGGCAAUUAUUUUCUGCCUUCCCACAAUGCUGCUUCUCAUGUCGAGAACAUUGGAUUGAUCGGCCAGUAUGUGAUGUUGUCGCUGCCUUGACCUAUAAUCUAGAUAAUGAACCAUGAUCCGUUGCUUUGAACCGGUUCUUGUCCUCCAAGUUCUCUUUGUCCCAGAUCAUAAUGGCAACGACCCAACUCAACAUAGCAUGAUUAGAUUCAAGAUCACAAGAGCUUGUCCUUGUC
This is a messenger RNA of Pseudovirgaria hyperparasitica, 1818 nucleotides long. RefSeq lists its product as uncharacterized. The transcript has 2 exons. The record is from RefSeq and is a predicted model, not a curated record. Gene Ontology annotation, molecular function: zinc ion binding; DNA-binding transcription activator activity, RNA polymerase II-specific. Gene Ontology annotation, biological process: regulation of transcription by RNA polymerase II. The coding region runs from base 282 to 1556 and encodes 424 amino acids. Lineage: Eukaryota; Fungi; Ascomycota; Dothideomycetes; Acrospermales; Acrospermaceae.